Molecule: messenger RNA, 6387 nt
Organism: Trichophyton benhamiae CBS 112371
Lineage: Eukaryota; Fungi; Ascomycota; Eurotiomycetes; Onygenales; Arthrodermataceae
Exons: 4
Coding region: 1-6387 (2128 amino acids)
Molecular function (GO): flavin adenine dinucleotide binding; iron-sulfur cluster binding; glutamate synthase (NADH) activity
Source: RefSeq, a predicted model, not a curated record
AUGGGCCUCUUGGAGAAAACCAGGGACACAGCAGCGCAAGACAAUACUCCCAACGAAUACUCUCCAUACAGGGCUGACAGCGGCUAUGGCUGGGCGGAGGCCCUGCCCAAGAAGCAGGGUCUAUAUGACCCAGAGCUGGAGAAAGAUGCCUGUGGUGUAGGCUUCACUGCCCACAUCAAGGGAAAGGCAAGCCAUAAGAUAGUCAGUGAUGCACGAGGUUUACUAUGCAACAUGACCCAUCGAGGAGCAGUUGGCUCCGACGCUCGAGACGGCGAUGGUGCCGGUGUCAUGACGAGUAUCCCGCACAAAUUCAUCACAAAGCACUUUGCCAGGGAUAUUGAUGUUGUUCUACCACCAUUGGGACAAUAUGCUGUGGGAAAUCUCUUUUUCAAGCCUGAUCCUGUCGCCCUUAGGGACUCACAGUCCACCUUUGAGGAUCUCGCUAGAGAAUUGAACCUGCGAGUGCUUGGGUGGAGAGAAGUGCCCCACGAUUCAACGAUUCUAGGGCCAGCUGCCCUGUCCCGUGAGCCAUUCAUUUAUCAGCCUAUCGUUGUCCUUCACUCUGCAUAUGGGGAUGGCAAUGUUCCUCUUGAAACCCACUCUGAACUCUUUGAUGAGAGGCUCUUUGAGAGGCAGCUGUAUGUGCUGAGAAAACGGGCAACUCAUGUCCUUGGCCUUGCCAACUGGUUUUAUCUUUGCUCCCUGAGUAAUAAGAAUAUCGUUUAUAAGGGCCAAUUGGCUCCAGUUCAAGUUUAUGAGUACUAUCACGACCUCGUUUCAGUGGACUAUGAAGGCCACUUUGCCCUGGUUCACUCUCGUUUCUCAACAAAUACUUUCCCCUCGUGGGACCGUGCACAGCCUCUCCGAUGGGCAGCCCACAAUGGUGAAAUAAACACUCUCCGUGGGAAUAAAAACUGGAUGAGAGCGAGAGAAGGGGUACUCAAAUCAGAGAUCUUUGGAGAGGAGCUCGACUUGCUCUAUCCCAUUGUGGAGGAGGGUGGCUCCGACUCCGCGGCUUUUGAUAACGUACUAGAGUUGUUGACAAUCAACGGCGUCCUGUCUCUUCCUGAAGCAGUCAUGCUGAUGGUUCCUGAAGCCUGGCAGGAUAAUCCCUCUAUGGACGCGGAGAAGGCCGCCUUUUACGAAUGGGCAGCAUGCCAGAUGGAACCUUGGGAUGGCCCAGCUCUCUUCACAUUCUCUGACGGUCGAUACUGCGGUGCCAAUUUGGACCGUAACGGUCUUAGACCGUGCAGAUACUAUAUCACAGAUGACGACAGAAUAAUCUGCGCCUCUGAAGUCGGUGCUCUUGUCAUCGAUCAGGAGCGUGUCAUAGAAAAGGGUCGUCUGCAGCCUGGCAAGAUGCUCCUUGUCGAUACCGUGGCAGGAAGAAUCAUCGAUGAUACAGAGCUAAAGCAAACUGUUGCCAACCGCCAACCCUUCGCCAAAUGGGUCGAGUCACAGCUUCUAAGCCUGCCUAAAAUUCACCAGAAGUACAUAGAUGACAAGGUUAUCAAAGUCACACCAAAGCUAGAUGAGUUAACUGUCCAGCAAGACCCGCGUCUAAAGGCGUUUGGGUAUACUUUCGAGCAAGUGAGUUUGCUCUUGGGCCCAAUGGCUGCUGAUUCCAAGGAAGCUCUUGGUUCGAUGGGCAACGAUGCUCCUCUUGCCUGCAUUGCCCAGCAACCACGGCUCAUGUAUGAGUACUUCCGUCAACUGUUUGCUCAAGUCACCAAUCCGCCUAUUGACCCUAUCCGUGAGGCCAUCGUUAUGUCCCUAGAGUGCUACGUCGGCCCUCAGGGAAACCUGCUCGAAAUCAACGAAACACAGUGCCAUCGUCUUCAUCUUCCAUCCCCUAUCCUCUCUCUCACUGAAUUCGAUACCAUCAAAAAUAUCACCUUCCUGCACAAAGACUGGCCCGUAAGGAUCAUUGAUAUCACCUUUGACAAGUCAAAGGGGGUCCAGGGUUAUCUUGAUGCCCUCGAGAGCAUAUGUGAAGCAGCUAGUGCAGGCAUCAAGAACGGUGAUCGGGUAUUAAUUCUGUCUGAUAGAGCGACCGCUGCUGACCGGGUUCCAGUAUCUGCUCUCCUGGCUACCGGUUUAGUCCACCACCACCUUGUUCGCAAUAAAUGGCGUUCAUUAGUGGCCCUCAUAGUUGAGACUGGCGAAGCUCGUGAAGUCCAUCACAUGUGUGUUCUCGUUGGCUAUGGUGCGGAUGGUGUAUGCCCAUACCUUGCUAUUGAGUGCAUGCUCAAGAUGAACCGCGAAGGCCUCAUCCGGAAGAAACUCACUGAUGACCAAAUCGUCAAUAACUACAAACAUUCAGUUGAUGGUGGUAUUCUGAAGGUCAUGAGCAAGAUGGGUAUCUCCACCUUGCAGAGUUAUAAAGGAGCUCAGAUUUUCGAAGCCCUUGGUAUUGAUGACAGCGUCAUUGACAGAUGCUUCGUCGGAACAGCAAGCAGAAUUCGGGGAAUGACAUUCGAGGCUAUCGCUCAGGACGCCUUUGCUUUCCACGAAAAGGGAUAUCCUUCGCGACAAAUCACUGAAAUACCCGGUCUUACCGAGUCAGGAGAAUACCACUGGCGAGAUGGAGGAGAGCCACACAUCAACGAUCCAGUCAGCAUUGCCAACAUGCAAGAUGCCGUCCGCAAUAAGAAUGACAAAUCUUACGAAGCAUAUGCUAAGGCAGAAUUUGAGCAGAUUAAGAACUGCACGCUGCGCGGGAUGCUGGAAUUUGACUUUGAGCAACGAACUCCCAUUCCGGUUGAUCAAGUCGAGCCAUGGACUGAUAUCGUCCGCCGUUUUGUUACUGGCGCCAUGUCUUAUGGCUCAAUAUCCUUCGAAUCCCACUCUACCCUUGCUAUUGCUAUGAAUAGGCUAGGUGGUAAAUCCAAUACUGGCGAAGGUGGUGAGGAUGCUAGUCGCAGCAAAGUCGGAGAAAAUGGGGACACAAUGAGAUCGGCUAUCAAACAGAUUGCCUCUGGGCGAUUUGGAGUCACUUCAAGCUACCUAGCUGAUGCAGAUGAAUUGCAGAUCAAGAUGGCUCAAGGAGCCAAACCUGGCGAAGGAGGUGAAUUGCCUGGCCACAAAGUAACAGGGCCCAUUGCGCAUACCCGACACUCCACCCCUGGAGUUGGUCUGAUAUCUCCUCCACCCCAUCAUGACAUAUACUCCAUUGAGGACCUAAAGCAACUCAUAUAUGAUCUCAAGUGCUCCAAUCCUCGUGCUCGUGUUUCUGUCAAGCUCGUCUCAGAGGUUGGUGUGGGUAUUGUUGCAUCUGGUGUUGCAAAGGCCAAGGCGGACCACAUCCUCAUUGCCGGCCAUGAUGGAGGUACAGGUGCUUCCCGAUGGACUGGUAUCAAAUAUGCCGGUCUACCAUGGGAGCUUGGGUUGGCUGAAACUCACCAAACCUUGGUUCUUAACGACUUACGUGGGCGUGUCAUAGUCCAGACCGAUGGGCAGCUCAGAACUGGCAGAGAUAUUGCUAUUGCAUGUUUGCUAGGAGCUGAGGAAUGGGGAUUCGCAACUGCUCCACUGAUUGCAAUGGGAUGUGUUAUGAUGAGGAAGUGCCACCUGAACACUUGUCCCGUUGGAAUAGCUACCCAAGACCCAGUUCUCCGAGAGAAGUUCCAAGGCACCCCGGAGCAUGUCAUCAACUUUUUCUAUUAUGUCGCAAACGAGCUCCGUGCCAUCAUGGCCAAGCUUGGUUUCCGCAGUGUCAACGAGAUGGUCGGAAGAGCUGAACUUCUCAAGAUAAGAGAUGACCUAGCAUCUCCUCGCAUGCACAACAUUGACCUCUCCCUCAUCCUCACCCCUGCACAUUCCCUCAGACCUGGAGUUGCCACGUACAAUGUGAGGAAGCAGGAUCAUCGCCUCCACACUCGUCUCGACAAUAAACUUAUUGCAGAAGGGGAAUUGGCCUUAGAAAAGGGACUUCCGUGUAGAGUGGAAUGUGACAUUGUCAACACUGAUCGUGCUAUGGGCGCCACGCUCUCAUAUCAGAUCAGUAAACGAUACGGUGAGCCUGGGCUGCCGCAGGACACAAUCCAUGCCAAUAUCAGAGGGUCCGCCGGACAGUCAUUUGGAGCUUACCUUGCCCCAGGUGUUACCCUUGAGCUUGAAGGCGACUCGAAUGACUAUGUGGGCAAGGGCUUAUCUGGAGGUCGCCUAAUCAUCUAUCCUCCGCGCGGUGCUGUUUUCAAAGCAGAGGAAAAUAUCAUCAUCGGGAAUGUCUGCUUGUACGGUGCCACCAGUGGAAGCUGCUACUUCCGUGGCGUUGCCGCUGAGAGGUUUGCUGUCCGUAACUCUGGUGCCACUGCUGUUGUUGAAGGAGUGGGUGACCAUGGUUGCGAAUACAUGACAGGUGGUCGUGUAUUGAUCCUUGGAUCCACGGGAAGAAAUUUUGCUGCUGGUAUGUCCGGUGGUAUUGCAUAUGUCCUUGAUACAGCUGGGGAUUUCGAGCAAAAGGUCAACAUGGAGAUGGUUGAGCUUUCUGGUGUCGAUAAUCCGGCUGAAAUCGCAUUCCUGCGUGGUCUCAUUGAAGACCAUCAUCACUACACUGGGUCUGAAAUUGCCGCCAGAAUCUUGAUCGAUUUCAACAAGGCCUUAUCGCACAUUGUGAAGGUGCUGCCAACUGACUAUAAACGAGUGCUUGAGGAGGAAGCGGCUAAAAUCGAGGCUGCCAAGAAGCUGGAGACUGCGCAUCCAAGUUCUAGUCAAAAUGCCGUGGUGAAACCUCACGAGAAGGCAGAACACAAACACCAAGGGGAUCAUCAAGCUAGUGCCGACGUUCUGGAUAUUGAAGAUAGUAUCGGCGAUGCUAAAACAGAGAAAAAGCGCACAGCUUUGAUCUUAGAUAAGACCAAAGGCUUCAUGAAGUAUGCUCGGCGUCAUGAAAAGUACAGAAGCUCGAAAACACGUACUCGAGACUGGCAGGAACUGUCACCCAGACUUACAGAGGAUGAGCUGAAAUAUCAAUCCGCUAGAUGUAUGGACUGUGGCGUUCCAUUCUGUCAAUCUGACACCGGUUGCCCUAUUUCCAAUGUCAUUCCAAAGUGGAAUGAGCUUGUAUUCCAGAACCAAUGGCAAGAUGCACUCAACCGGUUGCUCAUGACAAAUAAUUUCCCCGAAUUCACUGGGCGCGUUUGCCCUGCUCCAUGUGAAGGCGCUUGUGUCCUUGGAAUUGUUGAUGAUCCAGUUGGUAUCAAAUCAAUCGAAUGUGCAAUUAUUGACCGAGGUUUUGAGAUGGGCUGGAUGGUUCCAAAACAACCUCCAACCCGUACAGGAAAAUCUGUUGCAAUUAUCGGCUCAGGCCCAGCUGGCUUGGCUGCGGCUGAUCAACUCAAUCGUGCCGGACACAGUGUGACCGUAUACGAGCGAGCAGACCGCAUUGGCGGUUUACUGAUGUAUGGCAUUCCAAACAUGAAGCUGGACAAGAAGGUUGUGCAAAGACGCGUUGAUUUCAUGGCUGCAGAAGGUAUCAAGUUCGUUACUGGCACGGUCGUUGGUCCAGACCAGGAGGUAUCUCUCCAGUCUCUACAGAAGUCAAACAACGCGGUAGUCAUAGCUACCGGUGCUACCGUCGCGCGAGAUCUAAAGAUCCCAAACCGUGAUCUCGCGGGAAUUCAUUUUGCCAUGGAGUUCCUGCACCGUAACACCAAAUCCCUUCUUGACUCAGAACUAAAUGAUGGUGAGUACAUCUCAGCAAAAGGCAAAGAUGUUAUUGUCAUUGGUGGUGGUGAUACUGGCAACGAUUGUAUCGGAACAUCCGUCCGACAUGGAGCAAAAUCUGUCACAAACUUCGAGCUCCUUCCUCAGCCUCCUCAGGACCGUGCUCGCGAUAACCCAUGGCCACAGUGGCCCCGAAUCUACCGUAUAGAUUAUGGUCACAGCGAAGUCAAGACUCACAUGGGCAAAGACCCGCGAGAAUUCUGUGUCAUGUCGAAGGAGUUCGUUGGAGAUGAAAACGGUCAUGUCAAGGGUAUCAACAUUGUCCGAGUUGAGUGGACGAAGAGCCCUUCAGGUGGCUGGGAUAUGAAGACUGUCGAGGGCAGUGAGCAAUUCUUCCCGGCUGACCUUGUCCUCCUUUCAAUGGGUUUCCUGGGCCCUGAAGAUCGACUCCUGGGCGACGAGGUCGAGAGAGAUGCACGAAAGAAUAUCAAGACUCCCGCUGGCCACUACUCAACUAACAUCCCCGGCGUAUUUGCUGCUGGUGACUGUAGGCGUGGACAGUCGCUAAUUGUCUGGGGAAUCAAUGAAGGUCGACAGGCGGCUCGAGAGAUCGACUCAUAUCUUAUGGGAAGUACAUCCCAUCUUCCAGCCGCUGGCGGAAUUGUUCGCCGUCCAGCAAUUGAGGCUGUCCCCAAGGAGAUCCGAAUAGCCGCUGCAUAA